AUGGACUCUUUUGUUGCCGGUGCCGCAGCCGGUCUUGUAGUGGAUCUUACACUUUAUCCUAUUGAUACUAUCAAGACACGUCUGCAGUCCAAACACGGCUUUCACAACGCAGGAGGGUUCCGUGGUGUCUAUCGUGGUCUUAGUGCUGUUGCUGUUGGUUCCGUGCCUGGUGGGGCGGCGUUCUUUUUUAGUUAUGAUCUCACAAAGAAGGGACUGUUGGGAUACGGUGGCCGCAAUGGGGAAGAACCAAGCGCGAUGUGGCGUUUUACCUCUCAGGCUAUUGCCGCAAUGACAGGUGAAACGGCAGCGUGUUUAACUCGUGUACCUACGGAAAUGGUAAAACAACAACUUCAAGCAGGUCAUCAUCAUAGUAUAUAUCGUGCUCUUGUACACAUUACACAUCAUGUACCAGCAGAUACUCCACCUGAACAAGUUCCCAAACGGAUACGCUGGCGUGGUCUUCCUUAUCUUUUCAUGGGAACUCCUAUUAUGUUACUACGUGAGUUACCCUUUGCGGUAGUGCAAAUGUCGUGUUAUGAAGGUCUCAAGGCAUCACUUCGAACAGAAGAAUAUCCACAAUUUCUUCCCUUUUGUGGAGCCUUAAGUGGAGGUAUAGCGGCAUUUCUCACAACACCAUUAGAUGUACUGAAAACACGCAUCAUGCUUGGACAAGUUGCGCAUACAAAAGGAGCCGCGGCUUCACCACUUCGUGGAUUCGCUGUUGUACGUGCGGCAUUUCAUGAGUUACUGCACGAGUCGCCGCGGGUGACGGACAAGUGGGGACCGGCACAACGUUUCUUUCGUGGAGUUGUACCGCGGGUGAUGUGGAUUUCAAUAGGCGGAAGUGUUUUCUUUACAACAUAUGAGACCGUACGGCGUGCUUAUCGUGCGAUUACCACGUUCUAG
Trypanosoma theileri is the source of this 906-nucleotide messenger RNA. RefSeq names its product mitochondrial carrier protein. Gene Ontology annotation, molecular function: S-adenosyl-L-methionine transmembrane transporter activity. Lineage: Eukaryota; Euglenozoa; Kinetoplastea; Trypanosomatida; Trypanosomatidae. Gene Ontology annotation, cellular component: mitochondrial inner membrane. Bases 1 to 906 code for a protein of 301 amino acids. The record is from RefSeq and is a predicted model, not a curated record. The transcript has a single exon.